This is a messenger RNA of Nezara viridula (southern green stink bug), 4894 nucleotides long. Lineage: Eukaryota; Metazoa; Arthropoda; Insecta; Hemiptera; Pentatomidae. The record is from the annotation of a GenBank genome assembly.
UCAGACUAAGAGAGAAGCGAUGGGAAUCUGUCUCUGCGGUGCGGCUUUUCGGUUACACCGUGGUGAGCUCGGAUUCACCGAUGGACGCGGAUGAUAAUGGAGUUCCUUCCCUGCUGGCCGGAUCGGUGAAUCUCCUCCGACUCUUCGGUACCGACUGGGGGAACGAUACCUAUUUCGUCCUCACUCACAAGCCCGGGAGGUCCGGCGAAGUCUGUGAGUUCCCGGUCACGGAAAAGCAACAGAUCGACCAAGAAAGCCUUGUGGAAGGUAUGAACACCGCCCUGCUGAAAUUGGAACUGUCCGAGAAGCUGGACACCGACAUUCCUUACUAUUUCUGCGCUCGUAACGAGAUGCAGAACAAGUCGGACCCGAGCACGAAAGACCCCUGGGCCCACAUGGGAUCCGAGACCUACCUGACCCUUAAAGUGUACAAGAAGUUCGUGCCGGUGUGGUUCGCCGUCAUCGUGAUGACAGUCUGCCUCUUCUUCUCCUCCCUCUUCUCCGGCCUCAACUUGGGCCUCAUGUCUCUCGACAGGACGGACCUCAAGAUCAUCUGCAACACCGGCACGGCCAAGGAGAGGCAGUACGCCAAGACGAUCCUCCCAGUCCGUGCCCACGGUAACUACCUCCUGUGCAGUAUCCUCUUAGGGAACGUAAUGGUCAACUCCACCUUCACCAUCAUCAUGGACGACCUCACUUCCGGCCUCAUAGCCGUUGUAGGUUCCACCCUAGCCAUCGUCAUCUUCGGUGAGAUCACCCCGCAGGCUAUCUGUUCCCGCCACGGCCUUGCCAUCGGGGCCAACACUAUCAUGAUCACCAAGUUCGUCAUGGUCUUCACCUGGCCUCUCGCCUAUCCCAUCUCCAAGUGUCUUGACUGGUGCCUUGGUGAGGAAAUCGGCGCUGUCUAUACAAGGGAACGACUCAAAGAACUGGUGAAGCUAACAACAGAAUUCAAUGACUUACAAAAAGACGAAGUGAAUAUAAUUUCUGGUGCUCUGGAACUUAGUCAGAAAAUUGUCCGUGAUGUGAUGACCAAAAUAGAAGAUGUUUUCAUGCUUUCGAUUGAUGCGGUACUUGACUUUGAAACUGUUUCUGAAAUCAUGAAGUCAGGCUUCUCUAGAAUACCAGUAUAUGAAGGAACUCGUUCCAAUGUUGUUUCAAUGCUUUAUAUCAAAGAUCUAGCUCUUGUCGAUCCUGAUGAUAAUACUCCUUUGAAAACUGUCUGCCAGUUCUAUCAAAAUACUUGCUAUUUUGUUUUUGAAGAUACUACGCUAGACAUACUUUUCAAGCAAUUUAAAGAAGGUAUAAAGGGUCAUAUGGCUUUCGUACAAAGAGUGAAUUCAGAAGGCGAGGGUGAUCCCUUUUAUGAAACCGUUGGUCUUAUAACACUGGAAGAUGUUAUAGAAGAAUUGAUCCAAGCAGAAAUCAAUGAUGAAACAGAUGUUUACACUGACAAUAAGUCUAAAAGAAGGCGGAAAGAUAGGAAAAUGAAGACAGAUUUUACAGUGUUUGCGGAGAAGAGUGAAAAUCAGCGCAUCCAUAUCUCUCCCCAGCUUAUGCUGGCUACUUAUCAGUUUUUAUCUACUUCUGUAGAUGCCUUCAAACCUGAGAACAUAACAGAGACUGUACUGCGCAGAUUGUUGAGGCAAGACAUAUUUUACCAGAUAAAGAUCAAGAAGAAGGAAGUUAGACCAGAGGCUUAUACUGUUAUCUAUGAACAGGGUAAACCGGUGGAUUUCUUCGUCUUGAUACUGGAGGGUAGAGUAGAAGUGACAGUCGGCAGAGAAAACCUCGUCUUUGAAAGUGGUCCAUUUACCCACUUUGGAACUCAAGCGCUCAUGCAAAACAUGGGAGUUGCUGAAUCACCAAGUGCAGGAGGUCAGCAAGGACUUGGUUCUCUCCAGAGUGUCAACUUGGAUUCAAAAAUACGUAGUACAUUUGUCCCAGAUUAUGGUGUAAGAGCGGUGACUGAGGUGUUCUAUCUUAAAGUAAAAAGAUCUUUAUAUCUUGCGGCCAAGAGAGCUAGUUUGAUGGAGUUGUCUCGCAAGGAGGAAUCUAAUGCUGGUGAUGCAUUUGAUGAGGAAGUUGAAAAGCUGAUGAAUACAUUUGGAACAGAUGAUAACCGUAGCCAAGGUUCACCAGAAAUAACUAGGACUUCUUCUCAGAGAUCGCCUGAGCGUAAUUUUGAUUGGGCGAAAUAUAGGAAAAAUCGGAGGUCAUCAAGUAUCGUAAUGGUUCGAAAACUAAAUGGGAGUACCCGUGAACUCUUCAUCUAAGCAAGUGUCACGGAGAGGAAGCCCCCAGGGUUUGUCCAAUGGACCUGUUCCUUUGGCAUCAAGUGAACAGUUUUUGAUUGUGACAACACCACCUCCUAACGACUUACAAUCCGAUGAGACGUCUCAGCUCCUUCAGAAAAACACAUAACAUUUAACCUCUCUGCCUUCAUUUCUAUAAAGUCUUUUACCUCUAUAAAUUUUAGAGGAAUUUAAGUACUCUGGGUCAACAUUUUUAAUGCUGUUAUGAUGAAUUCUUAUUACUAUAAUUUUUUUUUAUCAAGUAACUUGGUUGAAAUAAUGUACUUGGUUUUUGGUUGUAAAAAGAAGUUUUGAUUUUUAAAUUGUUAUUUGAAGUUACCUUUAAGUGAUAAUUGUAAACUUAAAUUGACAUUUUAGUGAAGAAAAUUUAUUUAUUUUUUGGUGUUAUUAAAAUAAGAGUCAUUACUUAUAAUGUAGCCUAUGUUUUUUUGUUGUUUUUUUUACAAACAGAAACCGUAGAGUUGAUUCAGCUGCCAAAACAAUUCCAAACAGUCCAUUGAUAUAGCUUCCUAAUUGCAUUGUACCUGAUGCUUAUUCUACUUAUCAGGUCUGUGUUUCAAGACCAAAUUAAAAUUAUAAAACGUUUUCAGAUUCUAGUUAUAAUUUUUUAGUAUAUAUUAAAAAAGUAUACAAAAAAAAGGUGUAAUAAUUAAAGAUUAGAUAUAAUGAAAAAGGAAUUGAAGCUGAGUUUUACUUAAGCUUUUUGUAGUUGUGAAAAGUUCUUUUUCCUAUAAUCCAGAUCAAUUUGAAGAAUUUUCUUUAUUUUAGUAUUAUUUAGAUACUUAUAUAAUGAUAUAUAGGAAUACUAGUUAAGAAGGUGGGCGCAAGCAUGUUGCAAUAUAUAUAUAAAUGUAUAUUUCAUUAUAUCUUAAUAUUUGUAAAUGUUGAUAAAUAUUUAAAUAGGCUUAGUUAUUUCCUGUUAAGUUUUUAAAUCACAAUUUUAUAUCAAGUACUCAUAUCCUGUACAAGUACUUACUUUAGUACUUAAAUUAGUUGUGAUUAUUAGUUUAAAAGUCUUUGCCAUUCUGGUGCCUAUUUACUGCUUAAUUUAAAGAGGAAGUAAAAUUAAAUGCUUACUUAGUCUGUAUUGUUAUGUAUGAUAUUCAUAUGUUGUAAGAAAUAUACGCUGAGCGUAUCAUGCAUGGAACAGGAAAAAAAAAAAAAAAGAAAUAUGGAAAACAAAGCUCAAUUUUUACAUUUUGAAAGCUUACACCAUUUCGACAGUAAAUGAGGCAUUGUCUUGUACUAGGCAUACUGUAGGAUGUUGAUAAACUAAACUGAUUUUCAAAUAAGGUAUAGAAAUAAAAAUGUGGAAAGAGGUUACAGUGCUGUGCCAUCUUGAUCAAAAUAAUAUCAAUUUAAAAAGAUGAAUUUUUAAAGUUAAUUAUUUAUUAUAGUCUACAAAUAAAGUUGUAGAAACUAAAAAAAUAAAGUAUUCAUUGAUAUAUUAAUAUCCUUAAUACUGAGUACUAUAGUGAUUGAUAAAUCAGAUUUGUCUUAUCAUAUAACUGAAAUAAAUAUAAAAGUUGAAAAAAAAAUUCAAUUUUUAGAUUGAUAUCUUUAAUAGGAAAUCGCCAUAUGGAGGUUUUCAAAAUAUGCGAAAAUUAAGUAGCAUGUAAUACAUAAUUAUUAUAUAAUAUUGCUUUAUUACUUUUUUUAAAAUUGUUAGGGUUGUCCACGUCCUACUGUAUAUCUUAAUUAGAUUUUAGCAAAUCUCAUCAAUACGAAUCAAUCCUUUAACAUAAAGCUUUCAUAGCUUUUUCAGAAGUUUUAGCAGUAUUAAUUGGUUAAUAUAUGUAUAUAUUUAAUUAUUAAUGUAUUUUUUUGUUAUAUAUAAUUUUGUUACAAAUAAUGAACUAUGGGAUUUGCUAAUUGAUAUAUCUUUUAUUAAUUUUUUUAAAAAUUAAAUUAUAUUGUGGGUUGCUUUUAACUGUUAAUUUUUAAGUGGAUAUCAACUUUGAAUUAAUUUGAUCUUUUAAACAAUUAUCUGCCAAUAAAUCUUUAAAUCGAAAAUAUAAUUUUUAGUAGAGAAGUCCGAAUGGUAAUCCAUUGUUUUAGAGUUGAAUUUUAAAUUUAAAAUUGAACAAAAAAACUUUAUUUUUAUUUUUGUUAGUAUCUAGAAACGAGAUAAUGAGUAGGUAUACAUUGUAAUUAAGGCCUCGUGCCUACAUUUCAACCAAGUGAAAAACCAAUGUGAUCAUAUUGGCCUUAAAGGUAUUGUAUUAUAAAUAAAUUGUAUUAUAUAAUAAAUUUAAUGUUUUUAUAGAUAGCGCAGUGGUACGGUUAAUUAAUUCGUAAGUUAAAUAUGAAUACAAUUUUUCAUCAAUGUUCUUUUUUCAAUUUUUGUAUUAACUUAUAUUUUAUAGUGUACAUACUUUCUGGCCAGUAAUCUGUUCUAAAAAAAUAUAUAUUGUUAAGUUAGUUAAUCCUUAUUCCUGUUGUUAGGCUAGUAAUUUUCUGUUUAUUUUUUUUUUUUAUGUUAAUGCAAUAUGUAAGAAAAUCUGUAAAAUAGAACAUCUCAAACUCAUGCUGUAAAACACAGUUCAAUGAAAUAAAGUGAACAUUACAAGGAUUGUAUU